This is a messenger RNA of Zootermopsis nevadensis, 3327 nucleotides long. The record is from RefSeq and is a predicted model, not a curated record. Lineage: Eukaryota; Metazoa; Arthropoda; Insecta; Blattodea; Termopsidae.
UCUCACAAAUGAUGAAUUUUAAAUUUUACAGGGCAGGUAAUUCCACUUUGAUGGAUGAACUCAAAAUUCAACUUCCCAGCAAACCAAGUACUAUCGUUCUCUCUGUCGGAGGAGGAGGGCUUCUACUGGGCGUGCUUCAGGGCCUUGAAAGACACGGUUGGAAAGAUGUGCCUGUAGUGGCGAUGGAAACAUAUGGAGCUCACUGCUUCAAUCUGUCUGUCAAAGCCAAGAAAAUGGUAGCACUUGAGAAAAUUACAAGUGUUGCCAAGUGUCUGGGAGCACGUACUGUGGCACCACAUCUUCUCGAGGCACUUCCGCAAUUCAACGUCAUUUCUGAAGUUGUGACAGAUGCACAAGCCAUCAAAAGUUGUAUAAAGUUUGCAGACGAUGAACGGACAUUGGUGGAACCUGGAUGUGGAGCCACACUAUCUGCUGUAUACUGUGGUGUAUUGGCAAGACUGCAAAAUGAAGGGUUCCUUCCACAGCUGACAACAGGUCCAGUCGUUGUAAUAGUAUGUGGAGGGAACGGAGUGUCGCUCCAUCUGCUGCAGGACUGGGCCGCAACUUUUAAUCUUGAAUUCCCAUCACCUUGAGUUUAAUAGAAAACUGCCUCCUUCUUGAGAAGCUAGCAGUUACUUGGCUGGUCAAGAAAUUUCCCCCAAAAUCCAUUUUUUUUUAUAUUUUUAUGAGUACCCAAGAGGUAAUUUUCAUUAUACCUAUACUAGUCAAAAGGCCAACUGUAAUUCAAUAGAGAGUAACAUUUUGCAUCUCCAUCCCUUACCCAGUUUAUUCCUUUUACGUGUCCUUUCUUCCAGUUUCAACUUAGAACAACGCAUAUCAUCAAAACAUUUCUAUCACCCAUACAGGAGUAAUUCUAAAAGCUGUCUAAUGGUAGCAGUAUUUAUAAAGUACAACUUUCUGCUAUCUCACAUCAUGCUGAGAAAUUUCAGGCCAAUUUCAGCGCACCGAAACACAUGUCAAAGCAACAUCAAACUGGGCUUUAUAUAAUGCAGAUGAUGUCAAUUUAAAGUCUGAAAUGGAUUCUGAACUAUAGUGAGGACGUGGUGUUUCUGACAUUUGGUAUUUUGAUUCUGUAACUGGUAAGGGCCUUUGGUAUCUGCGUGUUUAAAAAAAACAGUGGGGUCUGGGCAGUCUCAAACCAAAAUUUGGUAAAAACACUACUUAAAUUAAAGUUGAAGUUUCAGAAAAGAAUAAUAAUAAUAAUAAUUACCACUAUUACUGUGCUAAAAUUGUGAAAAGUGACAUUAACUAUGUUUGUCUUCCUUUCCCAUAUGACACAAAAGCAUGAUGUGGUAUUGCUUAAACUGGUAUAUUUUACACAAAAAUGACUAUUUGCCAGUUGUCAUUGAAUGAUACAUUAACUGACUGACUCUGCUGAAAAUUCGCGGCAUGGUACUAAUCAUUCACAAUCUCCUUGUAAAACUUCAAAAAUAUUUUAAAAUUCUCCUGAUGUACAUUUAAUAUUAACUUUUCCACUCAUGUUUAAGUUUUACAAAAUUUUGGUUAGAAAACUUGAAGGGACGAGACUACUCAGAAGACUGAGGCAUAGAUGGAAGGAUAAUAUUAAAAUGGAACUUAGAUAAAUUUGGUUGAAAGAUGUGAAAUGGAUUUAUCUGGGUGGGUGCGGAGGUCAGUGGCAGGAUCUUGAGAACACGGUAAAGAACCUUCACAUUCCAUAAAAUCUUGGUAAUAUCUUGACUACUUGAGCAAACUAUUAGCUUCUCAAGAAGGCCUUGGCUCCAAGGAGUUAAUUAUGUGCUGGUGAAGUAUCACAAUUUAAAUGUAAACAUUUACAAGAGACAAAAAUGACCCAGUGACUGGAUGAGCAAAGGAUAGCGUGAUCUCAUGUGUAAAAUACAUACAACUGUCAAAAGACACAUGACCCUGACGGAGACAGAAUUUUUCUUAGAAUAAAAUAUUAUCAUAUGAUCACAAACUGUCAAGACAGUUUCACAAGGAAGUUUAUAAAUGCAAAAUAUUUGCUUACUUCCAAAACCAUGUGAAUCUGAAUAACAAAACUGUCCAGGAGACACUAAAUAUGCCGAACAACCAAUAUUUAAUUACGGCAUACGAGGUUUUUAACACGGCUGUUAGGGGUGCUACUAUCAAAUUAAAGUAACAAAUCAUUCUCAACACAGACACUUCAUUUAGUCACGCAUUAUAAAUGAUAAAAUUCAGACACACAUGUUUUUAAAAAGCAAACUAAUGAUGUAUUGGUAAACUUAACACAUUCACUGUCAAAACUUCAAAAAAUUGACAUUUUACAUUUAUUGGAUAGACUUUUAACACUGGCAGUUCCAAAUCCCCCGAUUCAGCAGACCGUUCCUUAUAACUUAAAUGAUCCUGAGAAGAUGAUGUCAUAUGUAAGAUCAUGUGAAUUCUGCGAAAGUACAUUCAUGGAAACAAAAAGUGAAGUCAAACUGCACGGAAUAUACCGAUCAGUAACUUUUAUAUUACCAUAAACAAGAAACUAAAGUAAGUUGUAGGAUUUAUUCUUCUGUGCUCCAAAAUGCAAUCUCUUUCAUUAAUGACAAGUCAAUCGUGUUUAUUACACAGAGAAUGAAGGAAUUAAUCAGCAAAGGCUGUUACGUAUGACAUCAUAUACUCAAAAACUGCUAAAGAUGUAAAAUGUUCCCUUUUUUCCCUCAAAGGAAACUUCAAGAGAGAAACAAACAUUGUUUUGGUUUUAUUCCCUCAGACAGCACGAAGCCCUAGCCGCGGACAUUCCUGGCAUUUAAUUACAGCCUGCUUUUAAAUGCCGACUGUGAACGUGUUAAGAACUUCCUGUGCAGUUAACUACACUGGUAAUGGAUAACUGUCAGGACAAUAAACAAAGAUGGGCUUUACAACCAUCAAGGUCAUAACAUAACCCAUCUUCAUUGUAUAAAUUAUGAUAAUGCUAAUUACAAAUAACAAAAUAUAAUUUAUAUAUAAUACAUCACAAAUAAUUUAUGAUAAAUAAUGAAUGCAAGUAAAAUACAAGAUAUAUCAGUAUAAUUGUGUUAUAUAAAGUUUAUAAUUACACAUUUUUCAAGUUUUCUGCUACACAACCUAAAACCAUAUCUGAUCAGAAGUCAACACAUUUGGGGGUUAAAACAUUUAAAUGACAUUCUUUCAUCAUCUUAUAAACAACAAAAACCAUUAAACCACAUUAUACAAUAUAAUUUGUUUCCAAAAAAAUUAAACUCACCUCUGUUAUCUAAUAGUAGGACAUCAACUAUCCAUUCAAUGUUAUAAUACAGUUUGUUUCUUUUGUUUCAACGGCACUUCGGCAGUCAUACUGAAAUAAAUACUGCACCAACAUAA